GAGCCUCUCGCCACCAUCGCCGGGGGAAUUCGUUCUUGAGUCCCGCAAAUACCUUCACUUGCUCCUAGUCAAGUGGUGGCCAUUUCUAUCACACGUAACCUCUCCCUCUCCCCCUCUCUCCUUUAUCCUCGUAGCUUUCUGCGAUUACUAACUUGGAGGUGUCGUCAUCUUCCGUAUUCACAGACUCGAACAGUAAAUUUAUCCACUGAGUCAGAUUUAUUCUACCAGAGCUUUCUCUUUACUCCUCGACCGAAAACACCCUCACCGGGUUGGCCGAAGCUCCUUUUUUUUUUCUUCCCCAAACAAAAAAUAAAAUAAAAAAUAGGGCUUGAAAUCGUUGGGGAUUUUUACUUGAUAAUUAGGAAGGGCAAAGGGCUCCAGAAACUUCAUUUGACGAUCGAAUCGUUCCAUCAUAUCCCGGCGGCUACUUCACUUGGCUUGGUUUCAUCUUGCCCCAACGCCUCAACUUUGUCGCUUGGAUUUUUGCUGUUUUUCUUUUUCUACAUUUGCUUACCAUCUGGGGCCUGGCUUAGUCGAUCAAGGUAUUCCGGAGGGUCCAUACCGGCCAAAUUUGUGCAGAGCGACAGGGAGGGUUGUUUAACUUCAACCGAGUUGCAGUUAAGAUAUGACUACGGCAGCACCGGACGGUCUUUAUCUUUCCCCGGAUCAGCAGGAUCUCUUGCUCGCCGCACUUACAUCUAAUUCUUCAUCCUCCCCAAUGUUCAACACUCCUUCCCUAUCCCACCAUAUCUCCCAAUCCAUAUCCUCGAAUCGUCGUUCGCUGCCACCGCAAUCACACGACACCCCGGACUCGAUGGGCUCACAGUAUGGGAAUGGGACCCCGCCCCCAACAGCGGCCCUUACCGGCAGUUUCUCGGAUGGCACACCGUUGAUGGGGGAAUUAGAGUAUCAAGAUUGGGGCGAGGAUUUGGAUGUUGAUAAUUGGGAUUAUGACUUGGGGCUUCAGGUUGGCGAUGCCGACAAGAAUAUGGAUAGUUAUGCUGGGACUCCAGCCUCGGCAUCAAAUAGUGGUGGUGAGAAGGAUGGUGAAAAAAGAAAAAAUCCACCGGAGGCUGAAGAUGGGAGCCCGAGUGCUGACCCGCAUGACGCUGAACCGAAAAGGAGAGGUGGGUUUUUCCAUUUUCCACUCCUCUGCCCAUUGCACUGUACAGACUUGCAUUUCACAAAUAUAAACCAUAAAUUCAUCAAUCCAUUUAUCCCUAUUGUUUUAAAGAUGCUGCACCAUCUCAUAGCCUUGAAUUUCAUUCAACCCUUUUUCUCUUUCAUUGUAAUGCCCAUUGUGCAGCAAGCCUUGAUCCCACUCUUAUUUGCCCCGGACGUAUAUCUAGCCCGGCUAGAAAUGUGUUUAGGCCCUUGGGUUGUGAUCGGGUCGGCCUGACGAGGUCUAAAACUAAUAGUUGGGUUGUUUCCUAGGAACAGAUGACAAGACAGCAAAGAAACCUGGUCGUAAACCGCUAACCUCGGAGCCGACUUCAAAGCGCAAGGCACAGAAUAGGGCGGCUCAAAGGGCCUUCAGAGAGCGGAAGGAAAAACAUCUCAAAGACCUUGAGCAAAAGGUGGAAGAUUUAGAGAAGGCAUCGGAGUCGGCCAACCAUGAAAACAGCCGCUUGCGUGCACAGGUGGAAAGGUUGCAGAUCGAGGUCAAGGAGUACCGGCGACGAUUACAUACCGUGGGGCAAAGCGGAUCUCCGCCGCUUGGUGCAUCGAAGCUUCUUAGUAAAAGUGGUGCUGUUGGCACUGGCGGUUUCCAGUUCGAGUUCCCGAUGUUUGGUAAUGGCCUCUUCCUUCGAAAUGGCGAGAACAAUUCGGGGUUGAAGUCGGGUGCAUUGCUCGACCGGUUGAAUGCCGCUGGAGGGACGCUGGCUGCGUCCGAAGAGCUCAAGAAAUCAAUCACCGGUACGAAUAAUGGUGAGAACUGCGAGCUGUCGCUGGUCUAAUAGACUGGUAUUGCUGUUUUGGAAGCGGGGCUAAUCAGAUAUCUCGGUUACAGGCUUUGGUCGGGACCAGAACAACGAUUCGUCGUCAAGUUUGCAAAAUACCCCUCGCCUGAAUGGUGGCCAGAACUGCGUUUCUUCACCAUCUGCAUCGUCAGUAUCGCAGCAUGGCCCCGGCUCAUCUGCCGGAACCAGCCCUGAGCCAAUGAACAGUACGGCUGAAGGGACAAUCAACAAAUCACCGAGCGGCGAAAAAUACAUUUGUAAGAGCGGCCCGUUAGACGGCGAGACGGAAACAACAUUCUGUGAGAAAUUGAGUAUGGCUUGUGGAAACCCACAUAACCCAAUUCCAAAAGCUGCCCAACUGAACAGCUCCUCCUCCUCGUCAUCAACCGCCACGACCACGAAUGCCAACAACAUCUCCGCAAAUACAUCCUUUGGCUGGCUGACACAGCAAAACGGUGGCAACUUCGACCCAGUCCUCUUCAACGACUACCGUGAACCUGUAAACGACAUAAACAGCGGAAUCAACAUGUCCUUCUUUGAUGACGCUUUUGCAAUACCCCAGACAUUCAGUACGGACCUCGGCUCACCCCUAAACCUCACGCAAACACCCAAAAAGCUGGACCUCCUUGCGGAAAUCGACCAGAUCAACGACGCAGACUUGGAUGAGGAGGAAGAGGAAGUCGUGCCGGCAGACGACCCCAAGCAAAUGCUCUCUUGCAAUAAGAUAUGGUAUAGUUCCUCUCGCUCCCCCAUCGCUGGAAUACCAACAAUGUUGCGGUGCGGAGCUAAGACUAAAGCAAGUGAUGAAAAUAGGGACCGUAUAAGUAACCACCCAAGGUUCGUGAGUGGGGAGCUGGACAUGGACGGGCUCUGCUCCGAGCUUAGGAGUAAGGCGAAGUGCUCAGAGACGGGCGUGGUGGUUGCGGAGACGGAUGUGCAGGAGGUAUUGACGAAGGUUGGGGUUGCGCAUAGGGAUAUCUUGGAGUGA
This is a messenger RNA of Tuber aestivum (summer truffle), 2949 nucleotides long. Lineage: Eukaryota; Fungi; Ascomycota; Pezizomycetes; Pezizales; Tuberaceae. The record is from the annotation of a GenBank genome assembly.